AUGAUCACUUUCAUCAAGAUCUUUAUUUGCAACCCCGUUUAUGCUUAUUGGAAACUAUCUGAGAAAGCAAAUGCAACAUGCCUCAGUCAGCCAGGUGUAAUUAUCGCCGAUUCGGUCAUCUGCACUGUAACAGACGCUGCCAUUUUCGCUUUCCCAGUGGCUUUUACGUCGACGUUGCAGAUGCCGCUUUGGAAGAAGAUCAAGGUGAUGGUUCUCCUUGGCUUUGGUGGUGUGGCGGUGGCCUUUAGUCUUUACAGACUGGUGGUUGGGAUCCACGAGAAGGAUACACCUGAUUCGACUAGGAUGUUUAUGAAGUCGAUCUUGACAGGGAAUGCCGAGUUAGGAUUCGGUUUAAUCUGCGCUUGUCUCCCGGCUGUAAAUGUCCUAAUGGGUUGGACUCGCCGGAACAAGCCCUCAGUAAAAGGAUGUUCCAACCAACAUCGCAAAAGUCACCAGCCUUUGGGCCACAUCUAUGAUGGACCCACAUCUACUCAGGGUCGAAAUCAAUUCCUGCGCAGUCAUUUGAGUAGUCAUGCGCGUCGAGGCUCUACAGAUUCCGCUCAACUUAUCGCAGAUCAUGACGCAGAAAUGCCGACUGUGGAAAACAAUGAUGCAAUUAUCAAGAUGGUCUCUUUGAAUCAGCAAUGGGAGAAUGCGUCACAAAUGUUUGUUCAAUAA
Penicillium odoratum is the source of this 678-nucleotide messenger RNA. RefSeq lists its product as uncharacterized. NCBI's taxonomy places the organism in Eukaryota, Fungi, Ascomycota, Eurotiomycetes, Eurotiales, Aspergillaceae. The coding region runs from base 1 to 678 and encodes 225 amino acids. The record is from RefSeq and is a predicted model, not a curated record. The transcript is spliced from 2 exons.